Molecule: messenger RNA, 1281 nt
Organism: Kazachstania africana CBS 2517
Lineage: Eukaryota; Fungi; Ascomycota; Saccharomycetes; Saccharomycetales; Saccharomycetaceae
Gene: RRD1
Product: peptidylprolyl isomerase RRD1
Exons: 1
Coding region: 1-1281 (426 amino acids)
Biological process (GO): mitotic spindle organization
Cellular component (GO): nucleus; protein phosphatase type 2A complex; cytoplasm
Molecular function (GO): protein tyrosine phosphatase activator activity; peptidyl-prolyl cis-trans isomerase activity
Source: RefSeq, a predicted model, not a curated record
AUGAACUUGCCCAAUGAUCAACCAGUAGUGGACCCGUUUGCCAGCAAAUUUUCUAUACCAGCAAAGAGAAUUUUUGACAGUCAAACAACACAAUAUUUCCAACACUCUGUUGCAAAUUAUAGAUUGAAGUAUUUUACUAAUAAGUAUAUCAAUUUGGUCAGAGGGGUACCGUUACCAGUUUCUAGAAACAUUACCAUGACAAUCACUAGAUACAUACUAGAUCUGCUGGAUAAAUGUUCACAAUUCAUUGACGAAACUCCUCCCCUCAUAGAACCAAGAAGAUUUGGUAAUUUAUCCUGUAGGACAUGGCAUGAUAAGAUCAAUUCAUACUUACCGGGUGAACUCAAAACUAUUAUUGAUAACUUUUCUACCAUUGAAAACGAAAAUAUGUUUAACGAAUUAAACUAUUAUCUAUUGAACUCUUUCGGUUCCAAGACUAGAUUGGAUUAUGGAACAGGCCAUGAACUUUCAUUUUUAGCAUUCAUUAGCUGCAUAGAUAUGAUACGAAUGCUACAAGAUAUGACUGCCGAUGAUUUUCUACUCAUCUGGCAAUCGUACUAUAAUUUGACCAGGAAACUUAUUUUAACCUAUACAUUGGAGCCUGCUGGUUCACACGGAGUUUGGGGCUUAGAUGAUCAUUUCCAUCUCGCUUAUAUCUUUGGAAGUUCACAGCUCAUCUCAGACAUAAGUCACCUUGCACCAAAAGAUAUACUGAAAAAAGAUGUUGUAGCAGAACAUAAGGAAAAUAAUCUAUAUUGUCAAGCAAUCAACUUUAUCUUCACUGUCAAGAAGGGUCCAUUCAAUGAACAUUCACCGAUACUAUACGAUAUCUCCAAAAAUGUCAAAUCCUGGAGUAAAGUAUUGAAAGGCUUACUUAAGAUGUACAACGAUGAAGUAUUGAAUAAAUUCCCAGUAGUACAGCAUUUUUGGUUUGGCGACGGAUUUUUCCCAUGGAAGGAUAACAAUUCUGGCAAAGACUUGCCAGUUUUCGAACAUAGUGAAGGCGAGUCACCUAAUCCAGCAAUCAUGACAAUGAUGCCUUCAAGUACCGAAACUAUGGCCAGUUUCAAUCUAGCACGAUCAUCGAAAUCUCCUAUCAUGAAUCCUAAUUACAAGAUGUCAAUGCACAGACCACCAUCACUGUCCAAGAAUUCGAGAGAGAUGAAACCACCCAGCACUAAUGUCAUCAACUCUUACCUAUCAAGGCCGCACUCACAAUCUUCUAACCAAAACAGGAACACAAGUGGUUCAGACACUAACAAUAUUCUUCAUAGGACAUAA